AUGCCAUUUGAAGAAUUCACCAAAAAAAUCUUAGAGAAAUUCGACAUCUCCUUUGAUGUGAUGAAGAUGCAUUACACCCUUAAGUUCAACCCCAGAGUCAUCCAAGAUUUAGAAGAUGAGGAUGACUUGGAUGACGUGGUUUCCCAUAGUGAUGACUUUGCAAAUGUAUACCUAGUAGACUUACCCUAUGUGGAAGCCAUUGAAGCAAAUAUAUCGAAUACAGAGUUGGCAAUUGGAGGUCCACCUGCGACGUUUCCUUCCUCUAAUGCAUCAUGUGAUGCAAUUCCUAAUACUAUGAUGCUAUCAAGAGGUUUUGCGUCGCGUUGUGCAGAUACUCAGGAUGAGUGUUCAUCUAAGGUCAAGGUUUCUUCAAAGAGAGGCGUAGUUGUUGUUGAAGAUGUGUUUAGAACCACUCCAAACUAUCUUCCCUGUCAAAUUUGUAAGGAUUUUGAACGUGGUCAUGGAGUUCACUUGACAUAUAACCAGGCAUGGCACCUUAAAGAGAAGGCAAAAGAGCGCAUAUAUGGAGCUCCACGUGAGUCCUACAUGUUUGUCCCUUGGUUAUGCUAUAGGCUAAGGGAAAUCAACCCCAACACAAUUGCGGAGUACACUUCCCAUGAAGGUCACUUCAUGCAAUUGUUCAUUGCCCAUGCAUUUUCAAUUCAAGGGUUCAUCAUGGGGUGUCGACUAGUAUUGGCUAUCGAUUCUUGCCAUCUAAGCGGACCAUAUAAGGGAGCUAUUUCGUCCGCCAUUGCAUAUGAUGCAGAUGAUGGAAUGUUCCCUUUAGCCCUUGGUGUGGUCAGUUCAGAAAAUUAUGAGAACUGGUAUUGGUUUUUGGAGAAAUUAAAGAGGGUCUUAGAUGGUAAAGAAGUUGUUAUUAUAUCAGAUAGACAUCAGGGAAUCUUGGUAGUGUUUCCGAGUUGUUUGGGACAGGAAAUCAUGCAUAUUGUUAUCAACAUGUGA
This is a messenger RNA of Vitis riparia (riverbank grape), 963 nucleotides long. RefSeq lists its product as uncharacterized. The transcript is spliced from 3 exons. NCBI's taxonomy places the organism in Eukaryota, Viridiplantae, Streptophyta, Magnoliopsida, Vitales, Vitaceae. The record is from RefSeq and is a predicted model, not a curated record. Bases 1 to 963 code for a protein of 320 amino acids.